AUGUUAAUCAAGCAUCUAUACCUAUAGAGUUCUUCCAAGCAAAAGCAGUCUUUCCAUUUAAUAAGGACAGAGAAGGGAAUCCAAUCAUUAUGAUUUUGGUCAGAUAUCACAGAAAAGUUCCUGAAUUUAUCAGAGAGUUGAGGCGUUUUGUGAUAUAUUGGGUGGAGUUAAUGGAAGAACAAACAAAAGGUGGCCAAAUGACUGUUAUUAUGAGUUGUGCUGGAGCUGGUUUAAGUAAUCUAGAUUUAGAUCUUAUCAAGUUUUUAAUCACAUUAUUCAGGUCAUAUUAUCCUCACAGCUUAGCCCAUAUACUUAUAUAUGAACUACCAUGGAUAUUAAGUCCGGCAUGGAAAAUAAUAAAACAAUGGCUUCCAGAGGAUUUUGUAGAGAAAAUAAAGUUUGUAAAUAAAACAAGUAUCCAAGAUUAUGUUUCAGAAGAUAAUCUUCCUUUAGAAAUGGGUGGUACAGAUACCACAGAAUAUGAACCUCCAUGUGUGAAUGAAAUAAAUAGCAAUGGAAUUACUGAACCAAAGCAUGUUCAUUUCUCUCAUAACCAUGACUCUUUAAGAGGUGUUCAGAAUAUUGCCAAUGGGCAUAUUAGUAUUCCUAAAGAAGAUGCUAGCCAUGUACUUAUAACAGAUGAUUAUACUAUAAUAGGAGGAAUUUUGAAAAUAUGCCCUGCAACUGAAUUGGUUUUCCACUCACCUUCUAAUAAUAGUUCCAAUGAUGUUGCAAUCAAGUUGAUUUGUGUAGCUGAAAAAGCAGUUACUUACAAGGUCAAAACAAACAAUAUUGAAAGUUAUAGAGUGAAACCCUCUAUAGGAAUCAUUGAAGCUGGCAGCACUAUUGAAAUCAAUGUUGUGCUUCUUCCAGGCUUCCAUCCACAACCAACAGAUAAGUUUUUGAUUAUGGCUAUGGAGGUGUCGGAAUCUACUCUUUCAACAACAAGUCUGGGAACUCUGUGGAAGUCAUCGCCUUCAGAUAUUAUUGCUGACCAUAAACUGAAGUGUGUAAUGAAAAAGGAUGAUCAAAGUAUGAAUGAAGAACUUGAUGUAGAAAAGACUUUGAAAACCAUGCAACUCUGUAUUUCAAACAUCGAAAAUAAACUGAAAAUUCUAGACACCAGACAGUCAUCUCUCCAGAUCGCACAAUAUAUAUCUUUAUUCCUUAUAUCCUUCUUAACUGGCAUAUAUUUAUGUAAUCUUUUUCUUUCUGAUGAUUCUCCAGUUAUUUCCUUUUUAAAACAGUUUUAAAAAUAUCAAGAUACUUCCUCAGUAAUGGUCUAAUAUUUAUUUUCCUUUCAUAAGUAAAUAUUAUGAUUCUUAUAAGCAUAUGCAUGUUCUUUUUUUGGAUCAUGCAAAAUGUAGAUAAAGUAUGAAAAUCAGCGAUUAUCUUUUGGGAUCAUUCACUGUUGAAUGAAUUAUUUCAGUUUUGCUACGUAAGAUAUGAGCUCUUGUGAUAUUUCUGACAAUUUAUAUGUAGUUUACCUUUAAUUAAAUUUUAUUUUGUAGAUAUAUCAUUCCAGUGGAUUUUGGGUAUAUUUUUACAUGAUAUGAAGUUUUUUGUAAUGAGAACAAAGGCUAUAUGUGUGUGUAUAUAUAUAUAUUUGUUUUUGGAACAGUAAACUACUUAAGCAGGCAGCUAAGCUGCAAUCAUACUAAAUUAAAAAAUUUCAUUUAAAUGUUUCCGUGCUGAAAUUAUAUUGAAAACUUACCUUGCAUCUGAAUUAAUUGAACUGUGAGAAUUUUUUAAAGAUAAAAAAAAAAAAA
Messenger RNA from Stegodyphus dumicola, 1769 nucleotides. Its product is annotated as motile sperm domain-containing protein 2-like. The record is from RefSeq and is a predicted model, not a curated record. NCBI's taxonomy places the organism in Eukaryota, Metazoa, Arthropoda, Arachnida, Araneae, Eresidae. Gene Ontology annotation, cellular component: endoplasmic reticulum-endosome membrane contact site; endomembrane system.